CUAUAAAUGUAAAUAAUCAAAAUUAAAUCAUUACUUUAGUUCCAAGCUGACGCGGCACCAUCUUCUUCAAUCCCUACCACCACCAACCACAAAGCUAAAACAACCAAAAAAAUCUAGUCCAUGAAAAGAAAAGUUUCAAACUUUCACAACUCAUAAUUGAAUCCCAAAAAAACUAAAAAUCAAAAAUAGUAAAGCUCAGAAUAAAGAGUGUCUCCUCUAGGAAAGUAAAAAAAAUCACAAAAGCUUCAAUCUCCACCGUUACCAAAUCCAUAUCACAGCUCUCUCUCUCUCUCUCUCUCAAAGAUGGAGGACAUGCUUACCAAAAAAAAGAAGAUGGAGGAAACGGUUUUCGCUAAGCUUUCAGACGAUGUCGUUCUGAACAUAUUCUUCAAGCUCGAAGAUGACCCACGAAACUGGGCUCGAGUUGCUUGUGUUUCCACCAAGUUCUCGUCUCUGAUCCGCAACUUUUGCUGGCGCAACAAGUGCACCACCACCAUCCCCUCCGUCGUCUCCGACCUCCUCUCCUCCGCCACCGCCGACUCUCCGCCCGGCGGCUGGGCUGCCCUUCACAAACUCGCCGUGUGCUGCCCUGGCCUCCUCCACUCCGGUGUCCUCCUCGAAAACUCCGAUUUCGGCCUCGAACGUGAGCUCGGCCCCGACGAAACUUUCCGAAACUCUCUCACCCUCACCCUCAACAACAACAACAACACUGAUACUAAUAAUACGCCUCAAACCCAUGAAGCUAGUUCAUCUAGCAAUAGUUGUUCCUGGUCUCUCUAUGACGAUCUUUACUUUGACACAGUUUACGAUGUCGCAGGUUCGACAGAAGGUACGAUGAAUCCAGUUGAGGUGUUAGAGAAUAGUAACAGCGUUGGUGUUGGGGUUGGGGUUGUUAAGGAUGGGAUUGAAUAUUCGAAGAGGUCGCAUUUGGCAUCUGGGGUUUGGAAUCUGAGCAGAGAGGAAGGGAGCAAGUUACUGGCUAGGCAGUUCCGCGAUGAUUGUUUGUACAUUUGUGAUUGGCCAGGGUGUGCUCACAACAUUGAGGACAAGCGGAACUACAUGCUUUUCAGAGGGAUUUUCAAGAAUUUCAAGAGGUCCAGGGUUUGGAGGACUAUCAAUGAUGGGAAUAGAAGUAGGGUUGAUUUGAAUUGCGCGUUUUGUGAGUGUAAACAGACAUGGGAUUUGCAUUCCGCGUUUUGUUUGAGACGGUAUUUUGGGUUCCAUGAUGAUGGGGAGCCUGUUGUCAGAGCUUAUGUUUGUGAGAAUGGACAUGUCUCUGGUGCCUGGACUGAUUGGCCUUUGUACACUUGAUGGCAUGCCCAAGUGUGUCUAUGCUUGCUUUGGUGGGUUCUUUUCAUUUCUCAUUAGGGUCCUUACGGAUUUGUUAUGCUUGUUUCUACUGUUGUUGUUGUUUGAUUUAGAUUCCUUGUUUGUGGUUUGUAACUAAAGGUUUGGUGAAGACUCAAUUUGGACUGUGGGAUUUAAUAUUGAUUGUGUUAUCAACUAUGAAUCAUAGUUGGGAUGGGCUUAUUAGAUUAUUAUGUUAACACAAUGAAUGAGAUAGCAUGUGUGUGUGUGGUUGUGGUUUUGAUUUAUAUAUGUAAAACUUGUGCAGAUAACAUUUUACUGUUUCUGUUACUCUCUAUGCAAUUCAAUGAUUCCUUUUUGUG
This is a messenger RNA of Quercus lobata, 1670 nucleotides long. It is a transcript of the gene EID1, whose product is annotated as F-box family protein. NCBI's taxonomy places the organism in Eukaryota, Viridiplantae, Streptophyta, Magnoliopsida, Fagales, Fagaceae. The transcript has a single exon. The record is from RefSeq and is a predicted model, not a curated record. The coding region runs from base 304 to 1311 and encodes 335 amino acids. Gene Ontology annotation, molecular function: protein binding.